This is a messenger RNA of Fusarium coffeatum, 576 nucleotides long. RefSeq lists its product as uncharacterized. The transcript has a single exon. Bases 1 to 576 code for a protein of 191 amino acids. Lineage: Eukaryota; Fungi; Ascomycota; Sordariomycetes; Hypocreales; Nectriaceae. The record is from RefSeq and is a predicted model, not a curated record.
AUGUCACAAGAUCAAGCUCAAGCUCAAGCUCAAGCGCAACCGCCGCUGCCUCCCCGCAAUGGCUUCAUUCACAAUUCUGCCAUGGCUGGUGCCAUCAUUCUACCCCUUGCGAUGCUUCUCCCACCACGAAAGAUAGAUUUAAGAUUCUUCGUCCUCGCUGGCGCAUGGUCGCUUGCUACAAACCAGCUCGCCUACGAGUACACAGGGUCAUCGAUCUACUCGCGCUUCGGCAAUCGGGUGGGUUCCAUGAUGGGAACCGAGCUGCCCGAGGGUGCUCAGCGCACACAAAAACUACUACGAGAACAUCGCGAGCGUGAAGCGGCGCUUAGGGCCAAGGAGGGACAGCUGGCCCAAGAAGAGAAGCCCGGUGUGGUGGCCAAGACGCUCAACGACGUAUGGAUGGGAGGCGAGGAGAAGGGUUGGAAAGAGAAGCGUGUUAAGGAGCAUCAACAAAAAAUCGAGGAGGGCAAGGGAAUCGGCGAUAUUAUCAUGGACCAGGUUGCCGAUGUCUGGUACGGCAAUUGGGGAAAGGGUGCUAGGAAGCAGGACGACGAAAACUCGACCGAGAAGAAGUAA